AACGAAGUAACGAACGAUUCGUUGUCCGAAUUUUGUAAAAUCCCCUCUAAUCUAACGGAAUCACAAAUAUGCCAUUUGGCGACCGGAAGCACCGCCGGAGCCCUAAGGCGGCCCCGCUCCUCGCCCAGAAGGCCGACGAUUUGGAGCACGCUGAAGGGGGAUUCGAUGGCGCUUCAUACUCUGGAGCCGUCUUCAACCUCUCAACCACCAUAGUUGGAGCCGGAAUCAUGGCCCUUCCGGCGACGCUCAAGCAGCUGGGCACGAUUCCGGGUCUAAUCGUCAUCGUUCUCGCCUCGGUUCUAACGGAGAAGUCGAUUAACAUCUUACUCAGAUUCAGUAAGGCCUCCAAGACCCUCUCGUACUCUGGUCUAGCUGGCGACACAUUCGGUGGCUUUGCGCGGACUCUCUUGCAGGUCUGCAUUGUGAUUAACAAUGUCGGAACCCUGGUCGUGUACAUGAUCAUCAUUGGAGAUGUCCUAUCUGGGAUUUGGUCAGACGGGGUGCACCAUUUGGGUGUAAUGGAAGAAUGGUUUGGUCAACAUUGGUGGACGAGACGUUCUUCCUUGAUGCUCUUUACUAGUCUCUUUGUUUUCGCACCACUCAUUUCAUUCAAACGUGUAGAUUCUUUGAGAUAUACAUCGGCCUUGUCAGUGGCUUUAGCUGUUGUUUUCGUGGCGAUAACUGCUGGUGUGGUAAUUGUUAAGACGAUAAAUGGUAGCAUUCAAAUGCCACGCUUGAUGCCUCACCUUGUUGAUCAGGCAUCAUUUUGGAAACUUUUCACAGUCGUUCCUGUCUUGGUCACUGCCUACAUAUGCCAUCACAACAUCCAUCCUAUUGAGAAUGAACUAAAAGAUCCGAACCAGAUGAAGUCAAUAGUUCACACAUCAAUUACAUUUUGUACCUGUGUCUACAUAGCAACUAGCUUUUUUGGAUUCCUUCUCUUUGGUGAUCAUACACUGGAUGAUGUGCUUGCCAACUUUGAUGGAGAUCUUAAGAUCCCUUUCAGCUCAAUGCUUGAUGAUGUGGUGAGAGUAAGCUAUGUAAUUCACUUGAUGCUUGUGUUUCCAAUUGUCUUCUUUUCCCUCCGUCUCAACGUUGAUGGACUUCUGUUCCCGUAUUCGAUUCCUAUUGCAUUUGACAACCGGAGAUUCUUUACUCUCACGACAGCUCUCAUGUGUUUCAUAUUCUUGGGAGCAAAUUGUGUGCCGAGCAUUUGGGAUGCUUUUCAAUUUACAGGUGCCACUGCUACUGUCACUGUUGGCUUCAUUUUUCCAGCUGCCAUUGCCCUUAGGGAUCCUCAUGGAAUUGCAACCAAGAACGACAAGCUAAUGGCUUGGGUCAUGAUACUUAUAGCCGUGUUCUCAAGCACCGUUGCCAUCUGCAGCGACUUGUACAACAUUUUUAUUAGUGAUGGGACUUGAAACGAGUUGAGAUGGCAAACAGUAAAGGCGCUUUGACUCAGAAAACUCAGCUCUUCAUUGAUUUAUAUAUAGCUUCCUUAGUCCUCACUGGUACUUAACUAUAACUACAUUUAACUUAUCAAAGUAAGACAACACACUUUUCAUUUAUAGACCAUGAUAUUUACUAUUUAGGAUUCAAUUACAAAAGCUUUUAGCCACAUUUGUGGGAGAAUACUGUCUUAGAAUUCCAAAGUUUUCAGUGUAAUAUCGUUAUGUAUAUUUAUACAUGCACUUGAGUCACUACAGUGGAUUUGAGUUUCUUGUUGUUGUGUUCUGUUUCUCAGUACAUGAAGGGAGAUAUUAUUGUAGAGAAAAUGCAGACAGACAAUGCCACAUUGUUUGUAAUUGAAGUUUUACAUUAUUGUAUGUACAAAAUAUUACUCAG
Molecule: messenger RNA, 1845 nt
Organism: Cuscuta epithymum
Lineage: Eukaryota; Viridiplantae; Streptophyta; Magnoliopsida; Solanales; Convolvulaceae
Source: the annotation of a GenBank genome assembly